CCAGGCGGUAUAAAGCCCGGGGCCGGAGGGUGGGGUGCAGAGCUGGGAGCAUUAGCUGGGUGAACAUGGGUAACAGGGUCACCCGCGGGGACUUCGAGUGGGUUUACACGGAGCAGCCCCACACUCAGCGGCGGCGGGAGAUCCUAGCCAAAUAUCCAACAAUUAAAUCUUUAAUGGGACCAGAUCCCCACUUAAAAUGGAUUGUGUCUGGAAUGGUGUUGACACAGCUUCUAGCCUGCUACUUGGUGAAAGCUUUAUCUUGGAAAUGGAUUUUCUUCUGGGCUUAUGCUUUUGGGGGCUGCAUCAAUCACUCAAUGGCACUAGCGAUCCAUGAUAUUUCACACAAUGUUGCCUUUGGUAACAAGCAGGCUAAGUGGAAUAGAUGGUUUGCAGUCUUUGCCAACCUGCCAUUUGGACUUCCUUACUCCGCCUCCUUCAAGAAAUACCACAUCGACCAUCAUCGAUACCUUGGUGGAGACACUUUGGAUGUGGAUGUUCCAACUGACUUCGAAGGCUGGUUCUUUUGCACUCCAUUUCGGAAAUUUAUUUGGCUCAUCCUCCAACCAUUCUUCUAUAGCCUGAGACCUCUUUACGUGAACCCCAAAGCAGUUACUCAGAUGGAAAUAUUUAAUGCCCUGGUACAAUUCUCUAUUGAUUUUAUAAUCUACUACUUAUGGGGCCUGAAGCCUGUUAUUUAUUUAAUAGCAGGCACAUUACUUUGCAUGGGUUUGCAUCCUAUUGCCGGGCACUUCAUAGCAGAACAUUACAUGUUCUUAAAAGGCUACGAAACCUAUUCUUAUUAUGGACCUCUCAACUGGAUCACCUUUAAUGCAGGCUACCACAUGGAGCACCAUGAUUUCCCCAGCAUUCCUGGAUGCAAGCUGCCAAUGGUGAAGAAGAUAGCAGCAGAAUAUUAUGACAACCUUCCGCAGCACCAAUCUUGGGUUCGAGUUCUCUGGGAUUUUGUUUUUGAUGACAGCAUUGGUCCUUACUCACGGAUUAAGAGAAUAUGUAAACUAGCAACAGAAAACCAAUAGAUUUGCUUUAGCAUCUUCAUUAAUAAUGUUUAAAAAAAAAUCCAAUUUUCAUGAACUUGAGUUUUCAGAGCUAUAAAUGAUCUGACGUAAUAUUUCUAUGCACUUACCUUUUCUGUAGUACCAAAGGUGAUGAAAUAUUGAAGGAAACCACAGGCACUGUUUUAGAAUACUGUAAAUUUUAUUAAAAGGAUUUUUGCUUAUGUAACAUUGCUCUUUGGCAGGAUAUCACACAUGUAUGUUUAUAGCAGAGGCUACAUAGAUGCACCAUCCUUUGUAUCUGGGUGAAACUGUUACAUUUUAAAUCCACAUUAAACAUUUUCCCCCCUUUU
This is a messenger RNA of Chrysemys picta bellii (western painted turtle), 1366 nucleotides long. RefSeq names its product delta 4-desaturase, sphingolipid 2 (gene DEGS2). The record is from RefSeq and is a predicted model, not a curated record. Gene Ontology annotation, cellular component: membrane. Gene Ontology annotation, biological process: ceramide biosynthetic process; sphinganine metabolic process. Lineage: Eukaryota; Metazoa; Chordata; Testudines; Emydidae. Gene Ontology annotation, molecular function: sphingolipid delta-4 desaturase activity.